ACUUUGACGUCAUAACAUGGUUACCUCGAUAUAUGCAUGCAUAUCUGAAGUGAUAUAAUGCGCUUGCUAUGAGCUAAUACGUAUUUCUGAGCUGGGUUUGGUCUAAAGAGUCAGAAGUCUUGGGAGACAAGAUAUAGUUCAUUGAUAGUCUUGGACCCAUUGCUGGUAGAGAAUGGCAAACGUCUUCACGAAGCGAACGGGGAAACCGCGCACCACAACGCUGUCUGAUUACGGUAGAGGCUUCGAAAACACUAAACCUCGGUUCUUUCCCAGGAUACCGUCUCCCACACGCGUGGCCAACCCCCAUCCCCCGGGCCUGAGAUACCAGCUCAUUAGUCAGGAAAAGCCGGCUUACGGUAUAUGGCAUCCAGACCUGAACAAGAUCAGUAAGAGGAUACCUGCCAUGGUAGACCACUUACGAUGGGUGAACUUCAGCUGUGGACCUCUCAUACGUCACGUCAACGAAAUGGGAAAGGCUCCCGCCGUGGUGUACACCGAGACCACAACCUCGCGAGUUAGCUACCGUAACCCAAGUCGCUUCCCCGAGAUUCAGGGCCAGAAAGCGUCCCGGUUCAGCCACACCCCUUCCGGCGGCCCGGCUGUUGGUAUUGUGCCCAACCUGAUCCUGUCCAGAUACCCGCCAGUGAAGGACCCAGAAAACAUCGCAUCCGAAUAAGCAGAAAAUAAACUUUCAAAACUGAAU
This is a messenger RNA of Mizuhopecten yessoensis (Yesso scallop), 703 nucleotides long. RefSeq lists its product as uncharacterized. Lineage: Eukaryota; Metazoa; Mollusca; Bivalvia; Pectinida; Pectinidae. Bases 173 to 676 code for a protein of 167 amino acids. The record is from RefSeq and is a predicted model, not a curated record. The transcript is spliced from 5 exons.